This is a messenger RNA of Nematostella vectensis (starlet sea anemone), 8158 nucleotides long. Its product is annotated as hybrid PKS-NRPS synthetase pytA. The transcript is spliced from 12 exons. NCBI's taxonomy places the organism in Eukaryota, Metazoa, Cnidaria, Anthozoa, Actiniaria, Edwardsiidae. Gene Ontology annotation, biological process: fatty acid biosynthetic process. The coding region runs from base 37 to 8118 and encodes 2693 amino acids. The record is from RefSeq and is a predicted model, not a curated record. Gene Ontology annotation, molecular function: fatty acid synthase activity; 3-oxoacyl-[acyl-carrier-protein] synthase activity.
CUUCCAAUCCUCUAUGUGUUUGGUCUUUUAAAUGCAAUGAUGAUAAUCCCAACCUUAUUGUCGACGUUUGAGAUGCAGCAUCAACGAUUUCGAGUUCCACCGAUUUUUGCUCGACGUUUCCUAGAUGCAAGGUCAGAUGGAUUUGCUAAAGCUAGAAGAAAAGCUCGAACCGGGCAGAUACCUUUGAAAACAACCGCAAUAAUCGGGAUUGGCUGUCGCUUCCCUCUUGCUCAAAACAAGGACGAAUUCUGGGAAGUGUUGAAGCGUGGUGGCUGCUUGGCAUCAGACUUUCCACAAAACAGGAAAUCAGAAUACGAGGAAUUCCAUUCAGUUUACCACCCGAAACAAUUCGUUCCAGGUCGCAUUUGCACUACCGCCGGGACGUACCUAGAAAACAUCAAAGGUUUUGAUGCAGCGUUUUUCAACAUUUCGCACCAAGAAGCGAAUUCUAUGGACCCACAGCAACGACUUUUACUUGAAGUAGUUUACGAAGCUAUUGAGGAUUCAGGAAUGACUAUAGAAGAUCUCCAAGCAUGCCGAACUGGCGUAUUUGUUGGCGCUAAGACUCAGGACUAUGGCCACCUAGUUGUCAGCGAAGAUAACAAAACCAACUUGGACCAAUUCGCUGCAACUGGAACUGCACGGACCAUCAUCGCAAACAGAAUUUCAUUUUGUUUUAACUUUACAGGGCCUAGCUUUAUAGUUGACACAGCGUGCUCGUCUUCCCUUAUAGCUCUCAGACUUGCAAUUGAGAGCUUAGAAAAUGGAGACUGCGAAGCCGCGGUAGUAUGCGCCUCUAAUAUCAUCCUGUGCCACUUGAACCAUAUGGUGUCCAGCCUGGCUGGGCUUCUUGCCCCUGAUGGACGCUGUAAAAGUUUUGAUGUUUCAGGAGACGGAUACGGCAGAGGCGAAGGGUUUGCCGCAGUGAUACUCAAGCUCAAGGACACAGCAGUAAACGAUGGUGACGAUAUUUACUCAGAGAUUGUUUCAUGCGGUAUGAAUAGUGAUGGAUCCCAAGCAGUACCCAUGACAGCUCCAAGUGUUCAAGGUCAGGCUGAGUUGGCUCGAUUCGUGUUACAAAAGUCAGGGCUACAGGCAGAAGACAUAGACUACAUCGAGGCGCAUGGGACUGGAACAGCAAUAGGGGACGUCGUGGAAGUUUCUGCGUUAUCAAAGGCUUAUUGCGAGUCCACGAAUGACAAUCAGCGUAUACUAAGGAUCGGAUCAGUGAAAUCUAACAUAAAUCACACGGAAUCAACAUCUGGACUAGCCGGAGUCAUAAAGCUUGCCCUUAUGAUAAAAAAUGGUCACUAUGUUCCUACUGUGAAUGUGAAAACAGUGAAUCCUGCCUUAAAGCUGCAGGAAAGGGGAAUAAUAGUCCAGACAAUUGCAGAGGAAUGGGAGCGAAGAAAUGGAAAGCCAAGAAUUGGCGCUGUGAGCUCAUAUGGAUUCGGCGGAAGUAACGCUCAUGCAAUUCUACGUGAAUUUACCCCGUCUGAGUCAAGUCAUUCUGUAGAACAAGCUAAAGGAACGCAUGUAAUGACCUUGUCGGCCAAAGCAGAUGAAAGUCUCUGCAAAGCAGCACAGACGCUGUCGACAUGGAUAUCAGAAAACAAAGACCAAAGAAUGGAUGACGUAUGCUUUUCUUUGAAUGAGCGCAGGACCGUCCAUCCUAACCGAAUGGCUUUCGCUUUCGAAACUACCGAUGAAGCAAUAAAGCUACUAAACAACUUUGGAGCAGAUACAGAUAACUGGAAAGCUGAUGUCUCCUCGGCGAUUGCAAAAGACGGAAAGAAACGAAUAGUUUUUAUGUUCGCAGGACAGGGCCCACAGUGGUACGGUAUGGCAAAAGAACUGAUUGAAAAAGAACCCUCCUUUUUAAGCACAAUAAAAGAGAUUUGUAAUCUCUUGUGGGACAUGGGAGAGCAAUGGGAUCUGCUUGAAGAGCUAACAGCAACCGAAGAGAAAUCGAGACUAGACGAAGUAGUCAUCGGACAAACCGCAACGUUUGCGUUGGAGUAUGGAAUCGCUCGUCUGCUGAUCUCUUGGGGAAUUCGUCCCUCUGCCGUAGUCGGGCACAGUCUGGGCGAGCUCGCAGCUGCUGCUAUUUGUGGCGAUCUCCCAUUAAGAAAGGCGUUGUCUAUUGUUGUGCUUCGAGCAAGUUUACAGGCAAAAUGCCGAGAGAGCGGAGUAAUGGUGGCCGUAGGAAUGUCACAAGAGCAAGCAAACUCCCUUCUUUGCGAACUUAACUUGGAUAUGACUGUCAAUGUAGCAGCCGUGAAUGAUGCACAGAGUGUGACUCUUUCUGGUGAUAGGCAAUCAAUGGAAGCCUUCAAGAAACAUUUGGAAUUAAAUGACAUCAAAUGCGACUGGAAAGAGCUGAACACUGCACGCGCAUUCCACAGCUCUCACAUGGCUCCCAUCGAAAAAGAGUUCAAGCAAAAGAUCGCAAAAAUGCACCUUACGCCUAGCGAAACCAACAUUACUUUCUAUUCAACGGUAAGAGGCAAAGAAGUGCCGGGGAGACUGCUGAGCGACGAAUACUGGUGGAGUAAUAUCCGCCAACCAGUACUGUUCAAUGAUGCGACUAAGGCCAUUUUGCAAGAUGGAUAUCGUGAUAUCAUCGAGGUGGGCGCGCAGCCAGCUCUUGCCCACUACGUAAAGAAGAUUGCAGCUCAAAUGCAAAUGAAUGGUGACAAUGUGCCGCAUGUCAUCCCAACACUUCCAUCCAAGCGUGUUUCAUCUCAGCACAAGGCGUUUUUGAAGAACACAGUUUGCAGUCUAUUCGUCUCUGGUUAUCCAGUACUAUUCAGCCGUGUGUUUCCUCGUUCAGCUCAGCCCAGAUUUAUCCGCCUUCCAAGCUAUACUUGGCACGAGAAGGAAUACUGGUACAGGUCCAAGGAUCCAGAUAAAAUGAUUCUUCCUCUGAAUGUGAGACCCAGCGAGACGGUAUCUCAUGGCCACCCUUUCCUCUUUAAAACAGUUAAGACGAGACCUUUUUUGGGCUUGUCCUGCUGGGACGUUGAGAUUGACACUUACCACCUACCCUUUCUCAAAGACCACACCCUUACUCAUGGUGGAACUAUCAUGCCAGCCACCGCCUACAUCGAGAUGGCAUUCGCGAUGGCAAAAGAAACUUUCCUGGGCAGCUUCCUCGAACUAAGAGAUGUCGAAAUAAAGACAGUUCUUACACUUCCUGAAGGACAGAUUCGAAACCUGAGGCUACGACUGGAAAAACAAGGACACGCAGGAGAGGCGGAAUAUCAGAUAACAAGCGUUCAGGAAGAUCAAACGGAGGUUGUGCUGUCUGUUGGAAGGGUCACAUGCGACGGGCAAUUGGAAUCACAGGCGGCCUUUACAAGUGAACCCACAAUCGGCAAUGCAUUCAAAGUCAAAAUUGACAAGAUGGAAGAGUAUCCAGUCGAGCAGUUCCUUAACCUGAGGAGCCGCUUAGGCUUUUCGUUUGGUCCAGCAUUUUCGCUGAUAAAACGAAUUUGGAAGAGUAAUGAAGAAACUCUUUGUCUCGCAGAACUAGAUCAGGUUGGAGAUCAAAGCAGCUAUGUCGUUCACCCGUGCAUUAUAGACGCUUGUCUUCAAGCCACUAUACCAUCUAAAGAAUCUUCACUUCCAAGCUCCCCGAGUCUUCCUGCCGGAAUGGAAAGCGUGACUGCAAUAUGCACACGUGUUCCUCGACAAGUUCUGUGUCACGUGAAGCGCAACCUAUCAGGGUUGUUUGAUAUCACCCAGAUGAAUUUGGAAGGAAAGCCUUUCUUACAGAUAAAAGGCCUUAAAUCAGAAGCCAUUAGCCCUUCUGGCAAGGAUAGGAAUUUCACCCUAGACAAUGUCUGCUACAAUGUAACAUGGGAGCAAACAAAGUUUUCCGAAUCAACCAAGAUGACUUUGGAAGACGUGGUAUGUGUUGUGCUGAAAGACUCGAGAGGCUAUGCAGAUGCUUUCGUCUCAGCAUUGAGAGGGAAAGGGGCAAAUGUUGUAGUCGCUGAUCUACCUGAAUCGCAAAACUUCCAAAAUGAGGCUGAAGAGAAAAAGGUGGAAGAGGCUAUUUUAAAUGGAAUCGACAUUUCAAAGAAAGAGAAAAAGACUCUGAAGGUUGUCACGUUCUGGCCAGUGCAAGCCCAACUGUUGGCAGAAACAUAUGAGAACAUUGAUCAGAUAGAAAACCUUGCGUUAAGAGGUUCUUUUUGUCUGAUCCAGUUGAUGAUGAACGCCAACUUAGAAAAUGGGCUUGUGAUGAUGGUCACCGCGGGAUCGCAGUUCAUUUCUAAUGAGCACAACUCAAGAGUGGAUUCAAUGCCUUGGUCAGCUAUGGUCUUGGGGAUGCGAAGAUCGGCUGCUAUUGAAGCGACAGAGGCACUUGAUUUGAAAGUCGUUGACUUGAGUUGUCAUGUACCUAAAGCAGAGAUAAACGCCUUGAUCAACGAACUAACAACUGAAGACAGGGAGAUGGAGGUUGCUUAUAGAGGCGACAGAAGAUAUGUGAACCGUUUUGUUCGCCUUUCAGCUGAAGAUGUAUUAGGCGACGUUGCUUCCAAUUUUACAUCAGGACAAACAAGAGAUGUAUACCUUACCAAGAAAAAUGACCAAAACAACUGCCUAGAACUCAAGGAGCUUACGCGGUCAAUAAUCCAGGAAGGAGAAGUGGAGAUUGAGGCUAUGAUCCUGUAUUCAUCUGAGGGGCAAAUUCAUGAAUUCGCGAGCAAUUCCGGCUGUAUCGCAUUUAGUGGCUUGGUGACAGAGGUCGGGUCAAGGCGCUCUCGGUUUAAGCCAUCUAACAAAGUAUGUGGCAUCAUAACACCAUGUAGAGUAGGUGAAAAGAUUCGUGUUAAGGAAGUUCAUUUGCUGAUCCAGCCAGAAGUAUUCACUGAAGUACAAGCAGCAGCCUUUCCCUAUUGCAUCGUUAUUGCGUGCAAAGUUCUUGAUCGGUCUUUAUCCGGAAAGACAUCACCCACCGUGCUUAUUCAUGAAGCUCAAACUGGACUGGGAUACACAACUGCCGCCAUCGCUGCCGCAAUGGGACACAAAACAGUUUGCUCUACGACACAGUUAGGCAAUGAAAGCACCAGGAGGAUUUUACAGAAUGCAGGAAUCGAGGGUAUUGUUGACGUAAGCUGUCUCGACCUCGAAGAUGAGUGCAAAGCAAAAUUUGACGCUGUUCUGUUUUUGUCUAGUCCAAAACCUGGUGCCAUGAAGCGAAGCCUGUCCUCUUUGAAGCAUGAUGGAAAACUAGUAGUUGCUUGUGAAGAUUUCACAGGACAAGCUAUCCUCUCUGGAAGAAGCUCAAUCUGCUAUGAUAGGAUUAGACCAAGUGAAUUGCUUAUGGGAACAAAUGAGAGUUUCGAAGAGAUGUGGCUCAGUUGUCAGUCGAUGUUAAUGAGAACUGGAGUACUUCAAAAGCUUCUGGUCGUACCACAAGAGACUACAAGCGUCUAUCGUGCAGUCAAGAAGUGGAAUUCCGAAGAAAAAUGGCCUCAACAGGAAAAACGCUCCACCAUAUACAGGAUGUUUAUGUUUGAUAAAAAUGAACGUCCGUGUGCUCAGAUCCCAGGACUAGACAUCUUCGGACUGAAACGGGACAGGACAUAUAUGGUUGCAGGGGGUGUUCGAGGUUUUGGAUUCCAAUUGGCCCAGUCUUUUGCAGAGAACGGAGCAAAAACAGUCGUCCUUCUUGCAAGGUCUCCCCCUAGCGAAGAAAAGAAAAAAGUUGUUCAAGAGAUUGAAAGAAGGACAGGUGCACGGAUGAUCAUGGAGCAGGUUGACUUGUCCAGUGAGACGCAAAUGAAGACACUAGAGUUAAAGCUGAAAGGGCUUCCUAGCAUGGCCGGCAUUGUCCAUACGGCAGUGGUUCUACACGAUGCCUUCGUGCACAACAUGGAACUUGACAGCUUCAAAAAAGUAUUGGCACCGAAACUCAGGGGAGCAUUUCUACUUCACAAAAUGAGUCUCCAGAUGGACUUGGAUUUCUUCGUCUUGUUCUCCUCCCUUGCUUCGGUAAUGGGCGGUCGAGGACAGUCUGCGUAUUCGGCUGCAAAUGCCUUCUUGGACUCGCUAGCAGGGUACAGGCGCCAUACGCUUGGCCUACCUGGUCUCGCUAUCAACUGGGGACCAAUUGGCGGAGCAGGGAUACUCACCAGGGAGCUAAAGAUCGCAAAUCUGCAUGCGGAGUAUGGGUUCGGUUUACUUGAUGCUGAAUUGGGCUCAAAAUUUCUGAUCGAAAUCUUGAAAUGCCAGCCAAGCAGGUGUCAGGUCACUCUGGCCGAAAUAGACUGGGUUCAGUUUUUCAAAACAAGUGAUGAGUCUGCGCGAUCAACACGUGUCAAAAGUCUGAGAAGUGAGGUGGAGGAUAAGAGUGAGCGGCAUACAGACGAGACGGCAUCACUGGCUUCACGCAUCUUGUUUCAGACAGACACAACUAAGAGGGAGCACUUGAUCGAAGAAUUCGUGAUGUCAACAUUGGCUCGUUGCUUUGAGCUAGACUCAUUUUCAGAAGCAGACCGGACAACAAGUUUGUACGCCUUUGGGGCUGAUUCAAUCACGGCACUUACGCUGAAAGCAGCCUUCGAGACGUCACUUCAAAUGUCUUUCGAGGUGUUCUACUUCUUACAACCCGAAAUCAGCGCAGUGAAGAUUGUAAGAGACUUGCAAGAAAUGAUGUCUAACCCAGAGAACCAGCAAGAAAUUCAACAGCAGCAACACACUGCAUUCGUAAAGACGAUCGAACAAGAAGACACCACGCUCAUGAGCCCAUUAUCUUUCAAUGACUCCUCAAAUGGUGCAAAUGAUUCCGAGAAGGAUACGGUGAAGGUUGUUCCAAUCUAUGCUCCUGAGGAUGCCGAGGUGAAGUUCUUCUGUAUCCACCCGUCGCAUCGUUAUGUUAUGAGUGUUGCGCCAUUCGCUUCGGGAUUUAGAUCUCAGACUCUCGUCGCUAUGUACUCAAUUGGUUUUACGGAGCCUGUCUAUCAUGGUGCUGAUUGUUCGAGCGUGCGCGAGCUGGCUAGUCAUUACGUCAGCCUCGUGCGAGAGGAGCAAAAGCAUGGACCAUACUUUCUAGGAGGAUAUUGUUUUGGAGGCUUGGUGGCGUACGAAAUGGCGUGCAUACUAACGGAGCAGGGAGAGAGUGUGGGGUUUGUUGGCAUGAUCGACACCUAUGUCUGGUUACCUCCAUCCGGAGGUUUUGGAAGGUUUUCGUCCUACUUCCUUCAAGAUUUCGAUCCAGAGAAACAAGUAGAGAUUCGUAUGGAGUCGUAUCUGUCGCGCAUCGCCAUAAAUAAUUUGGCAAUGAAAGAGGAGGAGUAUCAACGCAUGCGCGCCGAGCACUCAAUUUCGGAUGUUAUGGAUCUCUUGCAGCAACGAAGCUGCGAUCUCGACAAGCCUUUAUACAAUUUGAAAGACAUGCGAGACAACUUGCACCACGACAUCGUCACUUCCCGAAAAAGGCAAGAUGAAUGGGAACCGGCAAAGGUACAAUACGAAGGCCCUGUUUUGUACAUACGUUGCGAAGACCCAAAGUAUUGUCCUGUACUGUGGCACUACAAAUCCUCUGACAGAGCUUGGGAAGAUGUGCUUCCUGGCCCAGUGGAUGUGUGUAUGUGUCCAGGAGACCAUUUUUCCCUUGGGCUACUUCCAGAGGCUCGGCCUGUUGGAAUGAUUAUGGUUAACUCCAUAAGCUUUCGGUACAGAACGCUUUUCCCAGAGCUUUAUCCACUCGAGCUCGAUUACAAGCAUCGAAGAGCGAUCAGGACAUAUUUGGGAGGGAUUCCUGUCGUACUGUAUGGUGAAAAUGGCAAAGGAUGCAAAACAGGAAAAGUCUCCUUGAAGAGGGAGAAGCAAGAAUUGUGCUUUAUGAGCAGUAGCAGAAGAUCAAGAAACAUCGGCAUCCCUCUCAAAGAUGUGCGUUCUGUACUUCCUGGAAAGUAUGUCACCCAUGCAACAAGGAAAUGGGCGAGAAAAUCUCUUGAUCACCUUCUCCAAGACCUCGGGAAUGUGGUCUCGGUUUUCGCUAAUCGCACAUACGACUUUCAGUUCUCAAGCAUCGAGGACACCCAGAUGUUUGUUUUGCUGACUGAGGCACUUUUCAACGUGAACAUUGCAGACAUGUUCUAGACUCAUUUUUUUUUUUGCAGCUUGUCUUGCAAAAUAGUUG